Messenger RNA from Numida meleagris (helmeted guineafowl), 1096 nucleotides. It is a transcript of the gene C1H12orf73, whose product is annotated as chromosome 1 C12orf73 homolog. Gene Ontology annotation, cellular component: mitochondrion. Bases 52 to 255 code for a protein of 67 amino acids. The record is from RefSeq and is a predicted model, not a curated record. Lineage: Eukaryota; Metazoa; Chordata; Aves; Galliformes; Numididae. The transcript has 2 exons. Gene Ontology annotation, biological process: mitochondrial respiratory chain complex III assembly.
GAAGGGUGACGCACUUCCGGCGCGCCGGUUGAUGGGAGGUGGCAGGGCGCCAUGCCCGCUGGUGUGCCCUGGUCUACGUAUCUGAAGACGCUGGCUGCCAGCAUGCUGGCUAUGUUCGCAGGAGCCGAGGUGGUGCACCGGUACUACCGGCCUGACCUCAGUAUACCUGAAAUACCUCCUAAGCCGGGAGAGCUGAGAACAGAGCUGUUGGGUCUGAAAGCAAGAUCAAAAAAAGCUGAAACAUCGCAGCAUUGACUGCAGUUUGUUUUUUGUGUUUUGAAAACGACAUGUGUUGCUCUAAAAGUAAUGCCUAUUUCUUGUCCUAUUUAUUUCCAUGGAAACCUCAACCGAUACGAAAAGCACAAUAAGACUAUGUGAUUGAGCAAAUUCCCAGCUACAAAACGCUAUUUCUCAACGUAGUCAUCACCGUUAGCCAGUUUGUGUGGAUGAGCUGAUGGAGGCACUCUUCAUUUCAUGCUGUGACAGUUGCGUGUAGCUAUCCAGAAUGUGGCAUGUCUUUCUCGUCGCUGUUGCUACUGCUGAAGCACACCACCCACCACCUCACUGUGCUCACAUCCAUAGGUUGGUCUCCAUAACCAUUUGUGAGUGUUGAUGGAUGUCAGCGGGUGCAUUUUUUUCCACAUGGAGGAAUUCAGUGACACACCUUUGCUUCAUACGUGCUUCCAUGUCAGAAGCUAUUGUGUCAGACUGCCCCUCUGCUGUCAUCUGUUGCAGGGCAACAAAAUGUAACAGAACACUGAUGAGAAGGUUCAACCUCUGCUGCUAUAUCACCAACAGCUGCCUCUGACGUCACGGACCAACAGAACACAGGAGGCAUUACUUUUGGAGCAGCCCUCAUAGAACAUUUGUUCAGUUCUCUCAACUGCAGAAGUCCAUAUGUGAAAUACUUAAGCUUUUUUUUUCUUUCUUGAAAGUAGAAUUAGGUGCAACAUAUAUUAAAAAUAAACUUAUUAUGAAUACUGUUAAAAGUGCAAUAUGUUCUAUACCAAAAUAUGUAUGAUUCGGUUUAAUCCUUAUUUGCAGUGUAAAUAUCCUCCAGAAUAAAAUAUGUGAACUUGUGCUUGGCCAAACCAAA